AAUCACUAAAAAAACAACCCUAAAAAAACAGAAAUUAUCAAUGUCCAACACAAGUGAUCAAAAUUCAGAUGAUGAAGAAAUCGACGAACUUUAUAAUCAUCGAAAACUUGGCCAAAUGCAGAAUCUUAAAAAAAUCGAACCCGUUGUAAAAGCUAAACCGAAAAAACAGAAAUUUCAGUCGCAAUUAUUAAAACUGGAACAAGAGUAUAAUGGUUUAUUCACCGCGAUCAAUGAAAACUGCAUACGCAUAAAAAAAUCAGAUGGGGGACAUUUUUGCAUAAAAACACCACCAAUCAAAACAGCAAGUGACUAUUUGGUUAUUCAAAAAUACAAAACUUCUGAUAUGGAAAAAGUCGAGUCAAAAGACAGGUAACUCUUCUUAUUUUGUAUAAACAGGGUAUAAUAAGUUUUGCACUAGGUAUCAUUCAUAUGAA
Messenger RNA from Myzus persicae (green peach aphid), 434 nucleotides. RefSeq lists its product as uncharacterized. The coding region runs from base 41 to 373 and encodes 110 amino acids. The record is from RefSeq and is a predicted model, not a curated record. NCBI's taxonomy places the organism in Eukaryota, Metazoa, Arthropoda, Insecta, Hemiptera, Aphididae. The transcript has 3 exons.